CUGCUGCUGCUGUACUCACUCAGCUCCGUCCUCCGAUGUAACGGCUGUGAGUAUGAACAAUCUCUCUCUUUUGUUUGUCUAUUUGUUUGUUUUCGUUUUUUACUUAAAAUGUUUAUUGUUUAAAAUGCUUUAAGACAUUAGCGAAUGUGUUUGUUUUAUCUAAAAACUUAAUGAAUUAUGUCCAACCUUUAAUAUAGUUCAUGAUCUGUUUUUCCUGUCAAUUUUCAUAAUAAGCAUAAUAAGAAACAACCUGAUAAGAUGAAAGAAACCCAGUUUAAAGUGUUUUGUGUAUAAAAUCAGGCAAAAAACAGGCAAAUUGUGCUUUAAAUGAAGAUAUCUACUUUAUGUUCAUAUUUUCUUUUCUUCCUUGAAGCAGUAAACCUUUGACCUUUAAUCCCAGCAGGAGGAUUAAGCAGAUUUUCUCAUCAUUAAUCCGUUUCUCAUCUCCAUCUUUCCACCUUUAUCCCUUUGUCCUGUCGUUCUUCCUCCUCUUCUUCUCUGUUUAAUUUCCUGUCUUGUUGCUGUGACGUCAUACGCAACAGGCAGACGUAAUCAGUGAUAAAUGAUAAUCGAUUCUGUGGCUCGGGGAAGUCAAAGAAUCGCGUCAUUUUACGUCAUGUCCCGCUGUCUGACGCUCCUUAUCCUCCUCCUUUUGAGCCAUUCAUCAUCCCUCCAGGGGGUGGCGCUGUGGCGCCGGGGGAACCGAGUGUCUUCCAUCAAUGCCUGCCAGCAGAAGGAGGCGCCGGACGGAGGACUGAUGGUUCGCUGCAGCGGACUCCGACUGACCCAGAUUCCUGCCGGUCUGUCCAACCACACAACCCGCCUGUUUCUGAAUAAGAACCGGCUCAGCUCUCUGCCGCCGUUCUGCUUCUCGGACCUUUUCCUGCUGGAUGAACUCGACCUCUCCCACAACCAGCUCUCCUCUCUUGAACCCGGGUGUUUCUCCGGCCUGGCGUCGUCUCUCCGGUUCCUGGACCUCUCCUCCAACCGGCUCACCACGUUGGACCCGGCAGUUCUGGGUGGACUGCAGGUCCAAGCCAACCUGAGCCAGAACCCGUGGCACUGUGACUGCAGCAUGCAGGUGUCCAUAGCUCAGCUGGACAUGGACAAUUCCUCUCUGGAGAAAGUCAUCUGUCAGACAUCAGACCUUCCGAACCUCGGAGCUACUGGGCUUCCACUGGUCUUACUGGUGCAGGACUGGGAUCUGUGUCAGUCCGUGAGGAGAACCACCGACUUCCUGACGUUGAUCACUAUGUUCCUCUGGUUCAUCAUGCUCCUUUCCUACCUGAUCCACUACAUCCGUCAUAAUAAGGUGGUAGCCCGACGACACAUGGAGUACCUGAAGUUCCUGGAGAGCCGGGACCCGUUCAGACCCCGAUGACCCCGGAUGACCCCAAGAACGCUCAGCAAACCACCUCAAAGGAAACUAAAGCUGCAGUUUGUAACUUUCAAUAGAAUAUUUGUUAAAACUGUCACCAUGACUUGACUGUUUGUUAUGAGGCAGAUAAUUUGUGAAAAGACCCAUGUCUAUUGACUUCGGAAGAAAUGAACCGCUCCCGUCCAAAAACAACCAAUCAGAGCGAAGAGGAGGGUCUUAGCGCUGUCAAUCAGCCUCAUGUGCUUACAGAGAAGAAAAAACUUACUGCUACAAGAAAACCGUUUAUUCGUUGUCAUGUGUGGCCAUGCUAACUAGCUUUAGUAUUCACGCUAGCAGAGAGCAAAGGGGAAAAGUUGAGAGGUGAUUGACAUCACUAAGACCCGCCUCCUGGCUCUGAUUGGUUGCUUCUAGUUAGCACUAGGAGAAGCGAGAAGAGCUCUAAUUUUUUCACAGAUUAUCUCUCAUAUACAGUCACAACUUAACGACAGUUUCAACAAAUAUGUAAAAAAAGAUUUAUAAAAGUUACAUACUGCAGCUUGAAGCCUGAUUCAAAAUGAUUGUUUCUGAUCCAAAAGCUACGUUCACACAGCAGGCAAAUGCUAUAUCCGCAUUUUUCACGACUGUCUGAACGGUUUAAUUCUGAUCUUUUCACAGAAAAAACUAUCAGACAUCAGAUGCGUUCCACUUUCAGCAGUUUUCCGUUCACACAGAAGUUUGAUUGCGAUCUCAUUUAAUUAGUAGCGUGAACGACCACGCAAAAAAAAAAAAAGGAUUUUAGGAAAAAUAAAAUAAUUGAAAAUGAGCAUCAAGACCCGCUGUGGGAAUGUAGCCAAGUACAAUCAAGCCAUGACUCCUGCAGAACCUUUCAGAACCAUAAAACUACGGGUCAAAGGUCAAAGGUCAAAGACUUACCAGUAGUUAAUCCCUAGAAGUUCUGAUUAUUGGAUGUUUUUAAAGAACUCCCACAGAACCAGAUGGACUUUUCCAAGGAUGUUAAUGACGAUGACAACAAACCUACAACUGUGAAAGUUUUUCCUUGCACACAUCAUCCUUUCAGAGCUCAACCUGUGAACUGUAUACGUGCUGUUUCCAUGGUAACUGCCUCCCACCUCAGGGUUCACAGCCUCCUGACUCUGUCUGCAGCUGUUCACCUAAUUUAUGUGCUAAAAAUGUCAAAUAAAUCCUGUGAAGUCA
Molecule: messenger RNA, 2572 nt
Organism: Xiphophorus hellerii (green swordtail)
Lineage: Eukaryota; Metazoa; Chordata; Actinopteri; Cyprinodontiformes; Poeciliidae
Product: leucine-rich repeat-containing protein 3-like
Exons: 5
Coding region: 563-1381 (272 amino acids)
Molecular function (GO): protein binding
Source: RefSeq, a predicted model, not a curated record